AUGCAGAUUCCUGAGAACACCGACCAUGUUCAGCUGGAACUUGAGGCACGUCGGCGGCCUGGUCGGCCUCCGGUGCACGUUUGGGUUGACCUCCCCGACGAGCUUCUCUCUCCAGAACAGAAGCGAAAGAAAAGAGCGAUACUCCUGCGCAGGGCGAGACAACAACGUCUGUAUGAGCGCCGGAAACUGUUGAGGGCGGGUAUAGUCUCGACACCGUCGGAGAAAGCGGUGAUACCGCCGUCCUGCGAGCACGCAGCUGGUGCGCCUCCCGCCAGCCGUAGUCAGGCACAAGCCGAGCGCAUCGACGGCGAACCGCGUUCUAUGUCUGCUGAUUCGGGACAAUUUUCAGGUCGGGCAAACGUUGAAUCCGGCGUUGAAGACACCUGGACUGCAGAGCUGUCCUAUACAAAUGCACCGAGUGGGGCUCGCAAAAACCUUGAGGGGCAGAAAAUUUUUGCAGGGCGGCCACAACUGCUGCCGACCCCGGGACACAUGGGAUUCCGUACCACAGAUACACAGAAAAGAAACUGGGAAGGGGCCUUUCCAGAUGGGAAUAAGCCCAGUGGCAUUCGUCUCGAGCCGAUGCGGGGAGCACUGGCUUGCAGCAAGCCCUCGCUCAACGCACCGCAUGACACAGACGGAGCGCAUAUCGACUCGCGAUAUCCGGACGCAUCCUUGAUGAAGCAUGCCAAGGAUGGGGUAUUCGUCGCACAACCGACGCCUCUUGAAGGGGGAUCUUAUCCGUGCUACCGCGGCGCUUGGGAAGGGCCAUCCCGGGAGGCACUUCGGAUCCACCCCGUGACAUCAUGUGCACUGACGUCGGCCGGUGCCCCGGGCUAUGUUUCGGCCUAUGGUGAGAUCACGGCUGCCCAGCUGGUGCCAUCAUACGUGAUGCCGGCUGCAGCGCUCAUGGGAAUCAAGCAAGGCGCUCCAGCGAUCGCGGGCAAGGCAUCCGUCCAUAUUGGGAAAGCUGCACUUCCUUCUGUGGUGCCGGCAUCUCCGGGAACCUAUGGUGAAAGCCGAGGAAUCCGUGAGCCCCAACAGACUCCAGGGAUGACGGGCUCAGUCCUGGUCAUGUCGCCGGUAACGCCUCCCGACCUGGAUGUGAAGCAUUUGGAGAUGUCUAGUUCCCAGGCAUGGAUAACAAAAGGGAGCAACGAGCGGCACGGGCAGAGCUAUCUUACGAGACCCACUGUCCAGGGUUUGCGCACCGAUCAAAUUUCUGUUGAAGGCCAAGGUCGGGGAACGAAUAUAUGCGACGCGAAUGGGAUGCUAUUGAAGGCUGGGCAUCAGGGCGCACACCAGGAGACACUCCACAGAACUAAAGCAGAGGCAGAGGUUUGGGGAGAUGUGAGCACGCCUCGGCUGCUGGAAUCGCGAGUGCGCACGGCGGGAACCUUACGGAAUAUCUCCACCGCAGACAUGCGUGUUUUCCAACCUGAUGCAUUGUUGAAGCUUUACCAUUCCGUAUCGGACUUUGAGCAACGUCUUUUCGUGCGCCUUACGCUGCCUCCUGCGUGUAUAGACGAAGAAUUGGUUGCAGUAUUGGUUUCGGAUGAGGAAAAUCCAUCCGUAUUGAAGGAAUCGGAUGAAAGCGCUUCGGGAUCAGGGGGACGGCAUCUCGAAGAGAACGCCACCGGCCAGGAACAGAGCCACAAGCAUGAAGCCGGAAAACGAAGGGCCAUAGCAUCGGCAUUGAGUGUGUUCGUCGAUCACGGAUUGUUGCGUCGCGCUAGUUCCUGCUAUAUUGCAAACGCUUCCUGGCGAGAAUUUGUUCAAAGCGUCGUAGCAAACGAUCCAGAGCAAGUUGCGCAUGUCUCGCGAGAAGUUCGUGAACGAUUCUGCGCCGAAUCUUGCGAUGCACAGCGCCGUUUUGUGGUAUGGAUACUCGAUCGCUUCAUUCGCGACGCGCCUGCACUUCCGAAUGGCCUGCAUUUUGAUGAUCAAGUAGGCAGCUGUAUUCAAGCAUGGUUUGCGGAAUCGAAGAAUCUGUUGGCAGCGCUUGCGUUUGCAUCUGCACAGCGAAGUCGAGCGCUUUCGCAGCUUCUGAUUCGAGGCUAUUCGGUGAUGCGCAUGUGCAUUUCUCCAGAAGUGCGCGUGAACUAUUUGAGACAAGCGCUGGCGCUGCUUCACCGAACACCGGACUCGGAAUCGAUUUAUGAGUCGAGCGAUGCGGCUUCGAGCGGAUUGGCGUCGGAGCGCCAGCAAUGCAUGCUGGUCAAGUACAUGCCACAGAGCGAAGAGGAGGCUCUCUUGCUGCAACUCUUAGGGGCGUCCCUAGUCGACAUGCUUCACGUGGAGGAAGCAGAGCAGCCACUCUGCCAGGCGCUGCGUUAUUUCAUCGGAGCUCUGGCGCGUCAAUUGGGCGUGUCCGAUGCAACCAUUGAAAAAAUUGAUGAUUUAUGCCUCGAUGAAGAGAUCGCCCUCAUUCAGAGCGGCUUCUGCGCCGGCGGUAACGCGCCAUCAAAGAAACCCGCGCCCCAGGCAACCGAGCUAACGCGCAAGUGCCAAGCGCGUAUGGCGCUUUUACGGUUGGAUAUGCUGCUGGAGUUGUAUCAGCGAAAAGCUGCGGAUCAAACGAGCGACGUGUCGUAUGUAACAUCAGAGCCGCGAUCCGUGAGUGCCUCACAAUCACCAAGUGCUGCAUCCGAAGCAAGCCCUCGUUGGAAGGAGGAUACAGCGUGUGCGGUACACCAGCAAAACGCCAGUAAUCCGCGAGAGCUACUCCAGUGCUGCGUUGUGUCGCUUCUGCUGCUGAGUCUUCGAAUCGGUCUCGAGGGCUCUCGUUCCGAGGCCUGCGAUCUUCUCUACAUGUGCCUGCACAUUCUCCACGCGCUGGGCUUUUCACGAAGCACGCAUGCGGCUGCGACGCUGCUAUCGCUCGCUGGAACCUACCUGACAAGCGGGCAGUUGAUGCGCGCCCGUGACGUGUGCCAUCGAGCGCUGGACGUGCUGCGCGAGGGCAGCUUUACCCACACGCCCGUCUAUGCCGACGCGCUCGGUAUGGUCGGUGCAAUCGAGCUCAUCGAAGGACUGCACCCAGCAGCUGCGGAGCACUUUAGCGCUGCACUCAAAGUGCUAGACUCGUGGCUCGAUACCUAUGGAGGUCUACCGCACGAGCACUGUCUCAAUAGUCCAGACGAUGUCCAGUACUUGCCGCUUCAACACUGCCAAGAGUUGCAUCUCUGGCUCUCCAUUGGGCUAGCCCGCACCUGCCGAGCACAGCAGCAACAUGAAGCAGCGGAGCGGAUCGCGAGCGCUGCGAUGACGUGCUGGCGGCGUAUCGUUGCGGUCGCCGCAGUGGACGCAGCGCCGACACCAAAGCCGUGUGUGAGUCUCGGGGCGGCAAACGCUUCCAUCCCAUCACCGUCAUCAUCAGCGUAUAUGGAGGCAGUCUCGUUGUUGCCUCCUGUUUUUCAAGAUUUUGGGAACCUGCGCCACAUUUAUUAA
This is a messenger RNA of Cyanidioschyzon merolae strain 10D, 3450 nucleotides long. RefSeq lists its product as hypothetical. Gene Ontology annotation, molecular function: protein binding. The record is from RefSeq and is a predicted model, not a curated record. NCBI's taxonomy places the organism in Eukaryota, Rhodophyta, Bangiophyceae, Cyanidiales, Cyanidiaceae. The transcript has a single exon. Bases 1 to 3450 code for a protein of 1149 amino acids.